Echinops telfairi (small Madagascar hedgehog) is the source of this 1038-nucleotide messenger RNA. RefSeq names its product copper chaperone for superoxide dismutase (gene CCS). The coding region runs from base 70 to 894 and encodes 274 amino acids. The transcript has 8 exons. Gene Ontology annotation, molecular function: copper ion binding. NCBI's taxonomy places the organism in Eukaryota, Metazoa, Chordata, Mammalia, Afrosoricida, Tenrecidae. The record is from RefSeq and is a predicted model, not a curated record. Gene Ontology annotation, biological process: removal of superoxide radicals.
GCGCUUUCGCGCUGCUCCGGGCUUACGCGAAGAGUGGCUCGGGACCUGCGGCCAGUGACAGGUCCCAGGAUGGCGUCGGUUCCGGGGGACAGCGGGACCGCUUGCACGCUGGAAUUCGCUGUGCAAAUGACCUGUCAGAGCUGCGUGGAUGCGGUUCGCAAAUCCCUGCAUGGGGUGGCAGGCGUCCAGAGCGUGGAGGUCCAGUUGGAGAACCAGAUGGUCGUGGUACAGACCACCUUGCCCAGUCCAAAGGUGCAGGCCCUCCUGGAAGGCACCGGGCGGCAGGCAGUACUCAAAGGCAUGGGCAGUAGCAUAUUACAGAAUUGGGAGGCCGCGGUGGCCAUUCUGGAGGGGCUUGGCCCUGUGCAGGGGGUGGUGCGCUUCCUACAGCUGACCCCUGAACAGUGCCUCAUCGAGGGGACCAUUGAUGGCCUGGAGCCUGGCCCUCAUGGCCUCCAUGUCCAUCAGUACGGGGACCUGACCAGCAACUGUGCCAGCUGCGGGGACCACUUUAACCCUGAUGGAACAUCUCACGGUGGCCCAGAGGACGCUAACCGGCACCAUGGAGACCUGGGGAACGUCCACGCGGACACUGACGGCCGAGCAGUCUUCAGGAUGGAGGAUGAGAAGCUGAAGGUGUGGGACGUGAUUGGCCGCAGCCUGGUGAUCGAUGAGGGGGAAGAUGACCUGGGCCGAGGUGGCCACCCUUUGUCCAAGGUCACCGGGAACUCUGGCAAGAGGCUGGCCUGUGGCAUCAUCGCACGCUCCUCGGGCCUGUUCCAGAACCCCAAGCAGAUCUGCUCCUGCGACGGCAUCACCAUCUGGGAGGAGCGGGACCGGCCCAUCGCCGGCAAGGGCCGCAAGGAGCCUGCCCAACGCCCUGCCCACCUCUGAAUCUGCCCCUCCCAGCUGAGCAGCCUCCAUUUCAGAAGGCUCCCAGGGAACCCUAGCCCUGGGAAAACUAGGGUCUGCACGGGGAGGAUGUCUGCAACGCCCGUCCCCUUGGCUCAUUAAACUUUAUUUUCACAUGGGACUUCA